This is a messenger RNA of Cynoglossus semilaevis (tongue sole), 1278 nucleotides long. RefSeq names its product extra-ocular rhodopsin (gene exorh). Gene Ontology annotation, biological process: phototransduction; visual perception; G protein-coupled receptor signaling pathway. The record is from RefSeq and is a predicted model, not a curated record. Gene Ontology annotation, cellular component: membrane. Gene Ontology annotation, molecular function: G protein-coupled receptor activity. Bases 217 to 1278 code for a protein of 353 amino acids. Lineage: Eukaryota; Metazoa; Chordata; Actinopteri; Pleuronectiformes; Cynoglossidae. The transcript has 6 exons.
GUGAGGAGCAGAUACGAUUGAGUGUCUUAAUUCCAUCUCUGCUAACUCUUUGGUCCACGCUCAUCCCUAAUCCAGCGGCGUGUUAAAAGGUAUCUCUCCUCUACAGAGUGUUUAAGAGUGGAGACAACAUCCAUCCCUCCAUCUGCUCCACACAGCAGACCUCUGAGAUCUCAUCUGGUCACACGUACCCUACGACACCCACCGACCAUCAACACCAUGAACGGCACUGAAGGACCCGACUUUUACAUCCCCAUGUCUAACAAGACCGGUUUGGUUCGCAGCCCCUUCGAGUACCCUCAGUACUACCUGGCCGAGCCCUGGAAGUACUCUCUGGUGGCCGCCUACAUGCUCUUCCUCAUCGCCACCGCCUUCCCCAUCAACUUCCUCACCCUCUAUGUCACUGUCCAACACAAAAAGCUGAGGACGCCUCUGAACUACGUGCUGCUCAACCUGGCGGUGGCGGACCUCUUCAUGGUGGUGGGGGGCUUCACCGUCACACUCUACACUGCACUGCAUGGAUACUUCAGCCUGGGGGUCACUGGCUGCAACAUAGAAGGAUUCUUUGCAACUUUAGGAGGAGAGAUCGCUCUCUGGUCUCUCGUGGUUUUGGCCAUUGAGCGCUACAUCGUGGUCUGUAAACCAAUGACCAACUUCCGUUUUGGAGAAAAGCACGCCAUCGCUGGUCUUGCGUUCACCUGGAUCAUGGCGCUGACCUGUGCUGCCCCCCCUCUGUGUGGAUGGUCUCGGUACAUUCCAGAAGGAAUGCAGUGUUCCUGUGGGAUCGACUACUACACUCCUAAGCCAGAGAUCAACAACACUUCAUUCGUCAUCUACAUGUUCGUCCUCCACUUCUCCAUCCCCCUCCUCAUCAUCUUCUUCUGCUACGGCCGUCUGCUGUGCACCGUGCGGGCGGCUGCCGCCCAGCAGCAGGAGUCUGAAACCACCCAGAGGGCAGAGAAGGAAGUGACCCGCAUGGUGGUCGUCAUGGUGAUCUCCUUCCUGGUGUGCUGGGUGCCCUACGCCAGCGUGGCCUGGUACAUCUUUGCCAAUCAGGGGACGGAGUUUGGACCGGUGUUCAUGACGGCGCCGGCCUUCUUUGCCAAGAGCGCUGCUCUGUACAACCCAGUCAUCUACAUCCUGCUGACCAGACAGUUCAGGAACUGCAUGAUCACCACCGUCUGCUGUGGGAAGAACCCGUUUGGACCAGAGGACGAGGUCACUGCUGUGUCCAGAACCCAGACUUCCUCUGUAUCUUCCAGCCAAGUGGCCCCAGCUUGA